Messenger RNA from Coregonus clupeaformis (lake whitefish), 4401 nucleotides. Its product is annotated as oocyte zinc finger protein XlCOF6.1-like. Gene Ontology annotation, molecular function: DNA-binding transcription factor activity; RNA polymerase II cis-regulatory region sequence-specific DNA binding. Gene Ontology annotation, biological process: regulation of transcription by RNA polymerase II. The coding region runs from base 677 to 1906 and encodes 409 amino acids. The record is from RefSeq and is a predicted model, not a curated record. NCBI's taxonomy places the organism in Eukaryota, Metazoa, Chordata, Actinopteri, Salmoniformes, Salmonidae. The transcript has 2 exons.
AUGGAGAUCUACUGAUGGCUAGAUAGUUAGCAGUUCUGCUCAAUAAAUAAACUGUUUAGGGGUUUAGUGAUCACCAUUUCAAGAUGUUUUAUUAACUGCUACCACCGUUUCUAAACCCAGAGGCCCAACAUCGUCAGACUUCCGGGAACGCUUGCGAAGCAAGAUAUGGCAGACCGGGGUAUGAGAAGUCAAUGAGAGAAGUGAAAUAUUCCUCCUUAGUUGUGCAUUAUCUCGAUUUCUAAAGGCACAGCCUAGAUUCAAACCAAUGUUUUAAGCAGGUGAACAUGUCAUUAGUACAACCUCAUGAAAGUGGCAAACUGACACUACUUUAUAUCAAAGGAGUGCCUAAGAGUUGACGGCUUGCACAUGCGCAGUUCGGCGGGAGACGACUGACCUUAUAAAGCCACACAGUGGAGGUGUCACAAUACCCAUAAAACAUAGCAGUCAAACAGGAAAGGGGUUCCAAUCGUUUUUCCACAACACAUUUUUCCCAUCGGGAAUUUUAGAAACACUUAAAAUAAGGGCUGUGUUUCAUGUAGGCUUACCCUCGCGUGACGUUUUGAUACCCAUGUAAAUAUCUCUCGGACAAGGUGACUUAACAAUAUAUUUGCCUGUAUUUACACCCCAACAAUGAAAUUAGCUGCCAAUGUGGUUAUCAUAAAGAACUACAAAUGCCAUGAUGAUCUGGAGGAGACUGACGAAUCGAGGCAAAGACUCCCUGCAGCUCUCUCUCGCUGUCUCUGAAGAGGAGGUUCUCCCUGAUCAGCAGCACUGUGAGCAGGAGUGGAGCCCCAGUCUGGGGCAGGAGAACCCAGAGUUUCCACAGAUUAAAGAGGAACAAGAGGAACUCAGGACCACUCAGGAAGAAGAGCAGCUUCAAGGGCUUGAGGCUGAUAUCAUAGAGUUCAAAUUCACUCCUUCCUGUGUGAAAAGUGAAUGUGAUCAGGAGGACCCACUUCAGUCCUUGACUCUUCCCCAAACCCAGACUGUGGAGAACAGAGAGAGGGACCCUAAACAAGUGGAUCUCACACCUUUUGUUGCUGUGACCCACCUUAAGGGUCUCUACAUUCCCUGUGACCCUCCAGGUAAUCAAAACAAUGCCUCCAGCCACAGCUCAGCUGUAAGCAGUGACCCAGUAGGACUUGACAGCAGCCCACCAUUGGAUCCCAGCCCAUCAUUGGGGGAACACUGUUUCAAACCCAGCACCAUGUCUAGAAAAACUCACCGCUGCCGUGACUGUGGUGAAAUGUUUGUUCUGAAAACGGACUUGCAGAGGCAUGUGACUCUCCCCAUGCAGAGACCCAAUGAAUGCCGCUUCUGCAAAAAACGCUACAACUCCACCUGUAAACUGAAGGCCCAUGUCCGACUCUGUCGCGGUAGGAAACCCUGCACCUGCCCUAUUUGUAGCAAGACCGUCAAACUCAAAGGAGAUCUGUCCAAGCACAUGAGGAUUCACACAGGGGAGAAAUCAUACAGUUGUGGUUACUGUGGGAAGCACUUCAAUCGCAAGGGGAACCUAACCGAUCAUAUUCCGAUUCACACAGGAGAGAAAGCAUUUAGCUGUGGUGACUGCGGGAAAAGAUUCAGUCAGAAGGGGACCCUAAGGAAGCAUAAACUGACUCACAGAGGAGAGAAACCAUUUAUCUGUGGAGACUGUGGGAAAAGCUUCUAUCAGAAGGGGGACCUAAGUAGGCAUAUACGGACUCACACAGGAGAGAAACUCUUUAUCUGUGGUGAUUGUGGGAAAAGCUUCAAUUUGAAGGGGAACCUAAAGAAGCAUGAACUGACUCACACAGAAGAUAAACCAUUUAGCUGUGAUGAUUGUGGGAAAAGCUUCAAUCACAAGUCUAACUUACUGACGCAUGUGAAAAACAGCCACAAAGGAGGAAAACAGGAUGAAAACUGAAAGAAAUAAAAAUUAGGACAAAGAUCUAUUUAGUCACAAGAUGAGAAUAAAAAGGCAGGAUGUGGACAAUACUCUGAGUACACGCUCAUAGACUCACAUCCAGUGGUUGGUGGAGGAUGAUAAGAUGAUACCUCUCCCAGGGACCUGCUCUCCAUGCUUCAGGAUGAUAGUUUCUCUGGUCCCUGAUCUGUUCUAUUCAUAAACUGCUGUUUCUCUCCACAGGUGCUCUCUGCUACUCUCUGGUCUACAUGGAGGGCCUAUCUACUUUACAUCUGUCUGGAGGGGGAGAUAGAGAUCACAGAAUGAGGUUUCUAGUCUCCCAACACUCUCAGAGGCUUUUUAGAGGAAAAUACUGCCUUUUCAGGUCAUGUCACAAGUCUGACAGUGGCACUUCUAAUGAACUCGGUGCUGACACUUUUCCUUUCUAACCACUAGAUGGCACUGUUGGAGAUGUGAUCCCUAUCACAGUGUCUGUUUUAAACACUGUGUUCUUGCCCAUUUACUAAACCCUGUCUUAGUUACCCAUUACUAAACACAUUUAAACAACACACACACUGUAUUACAGCUACACAGGACCAUGCUAAACUGAACCAGACAUGACUGACCUGUCUUGGACUGGACUGACCAUAAGGGGAUGUCAUAGAAUAGAUGGUGUGUACUGUGGGGUCAGAGGUGACUGUAAAUCAGGAUUAGGUUCACAACACCAGGAGGAUCAAAGUAAACAGGUGUGUGUUAUCCAGAUUUAUCCCAAUGUGGAGGAGUGGGACUUUAACUGUAUGCAUUGAUCUACUACAAUAGAAAGAGGUGUAGAUGAUAUAUCUGCUUAAAUGCUCCCCAAAGGAGGACAUCUUUUCAUUCUAUACAUACAGACUUCUAGACUAAUGAAUGUUGAAUAGAUCAAACUAAACCCAUGUUUGCUCCUCAGUGUCCCUCUGCUUAAGAGGUGUCUGCAUGACAUCCUACUAUAGCAAAAGGAGAUCGGCUAGCUGGCCAGUGAAGUGGAUCUAUUACACUAACAAGGAUCCUUUCAGUAGGCUACAACAACAUGAGAAGUGAGAAUGGGAAUUGUAUUUCUAAUCUCUAUCCCUCCCUGUGUGUAGCGAGUUUAGAAAGGGUGAGUGGAACAGAGUUAAAAAUGUACCGUAAACUCACUCCACAGCAAGCUUGAAAUGUCACCGCUGGAGCUAUCAAGAUUAGAUAUUAGAUAUUUCUCCAUAGCUCAACAAGUUGGUACAUUGUCAAGGAGUUGGGUCACGUGUGUUUGCGAGCAGAGGAUCACUUGUUCGAGCCCGAUAUACGGACAGUGGAGGAAGCUAUACUGUUAACAGAACACUGAUGUCCAUUUCACUCAACAGGAUACUAGGAGAUGUAGGAGAGAGAAACAGGAGAGUGUACAACUGAAUGCUGAGAGGGCACUGUUGUGACUAUCUCUCUGCUGUGCUACUUUGUCCUGUUUUGAGACUGUCUGGCAACAUAUUGUCAUCAAUACUUUACUCGCAACUAAACAAACGACCCAAGUGGUGGUGACGGAGAGUAGAAGAGUGUCUUCUCUUUUCAAUCCUCUCUCUCUCUGAGAACUGAUACCAAUUACACAUAUCAGUCGCUAGGUGGCAGCACUUCACUGUUCCAAUCAGAAUGCAAGGAGCCUUGGAAUGAAUACUACCUUUGAAGAAACGGAAAUAUCCAUGGAUGAAUGUAAUGUAAUUCUGUAAUGACGUGGGUUAGUUAUUGCAGCACUCACAUUACUACUGACUUUUCUGUUGUGAUACGCAUCAUAAUUUUCUGUUGUGACACACUUCAUCAUUGUGUUGUCCUUGUUCUGUUUUAGCUCUUCUUUACACCUCUGUGGAUGAUAAGCCUGGUACAUAAGUCAUGGAAACAGGACUGAAGUUUGUUGACACUCAAAGUUAGCGUCACAUACACACACCUGUCCCACUACAUUAACAGACCUAUGCUUUAUACAACCAGUCAACCCAGCUGUGGAUUUCAGAAAAAUUAUUUUUUUAAACGUUCUAUGUAAGUAAAGUUGAUUUGAUUCAAAUGAUGUUAUAGUCAGAGACAUUGAAAAUAUAUGCUUUCCAGAAAAUAUCUCCUUCCAUUUGUUCAAGAGUAUUUAUCAUCCAUUUUGUCCUAAUGCUGCUCAAGUAAUGAUCUACAGUCGACUCCUGAUACGUGCAUUUUGUACAUGUGCAAACUCUGUUUUAAGUGCAUUACAGUGUUUUUUCAGCCCCCUUUCAAUCUUUAUAAUUUAUUUUGAUAACUGCGUUCUUCGGUUUAGUGCAUGCUGUCCCAACAGUCCCAAGCUGUUGCGGGUCUUUCAAUUAAAUUCAUGCAAGAAAUUAUCAUCCUAGAUCACUCUAUUAUUUAAUAUAACUGUUGUGCCCUUGAGCAAGGCACUUAACUCUAAUUGCUCCUGUAAAUCUCUCUGGAUAAGAGCGUCUGCUAAAUCAAAUGUUUCGUGUUUCCCAAUAUGUAAUUCUCUGUUUUCAUCUGUA